AUGUCGAGCACCAGGCACACCGGCAAAGCAGUUGCUCUCAGCGGGCACGCGAAUGGGAAUGGUAAUCCGGCCCCCCCCAGCACACCACAGCACGACACUGGCAACGGCAAUGGCAGCGGCAGUCACACCGGCAGCAGCGGCCGGUCACGACACCAACCCGAUAGCCCGCAAGCCCGGAUGCGCAUGUACAGGCUGAUGACGAUGCGGCUGGAGCAGGACCGCACGUCGUGGGGCCGCUGCUGCAAGUGCGAGAACGGCGGCAAAAUCAUGAGCUGGCCGCGCUGCAAAAUCUGCCGCCACCAUUGUUGUCAGAAGUGCGAUUACCACCUGGACCGCUCGGAGGUCGACACGGACGCGCCCCUCGACGGAGGCUCCACGGCGUGGGACCGGUUCGAGAAGAUGAACGAACUGUCCGGCGAGAUGUGUCUGGAGUUGGAAGCCCUCGAAUUUGUCGAGACCCUGACGGCUCAGCAACGCGACGGCGUGGCCAGAGGGUGGGAGAUCAUACGCUCGUUCAAUCAGUGGUUGGAAGACAUGGAGGAUGGCGAGAGUGAAGAGGAGAGACCGACCGAGGCGGCUUGA
This is a messenger RNA of Cladophialophora yegresii CBS 114405, 582 nucleotides long. RefSeq lists its product as uncharacterized. Bases 1 to 582 code for a protein of 193 amino acids. Lineage: Eukaryota; Fungi; Ascomycota; Eurotiomycetes; Chaetothyriales; Herpotrichiellaceae. The record is from RefSeq and is a predicted model, not a curated record. The transcript has a single exon.